AUGUUAAAUAAGCUAUGAAUAGUUAUUUUUUAAUAUGCAUCUAUGCCCUGCUUUCCAACAAAGGAGGAAAUUAUUCUAUCUAAGAGUGGUACUAAACGUUGUUGUUCGUUUGGCCUGAAUAGUCUGUCAAACUCUUUUGGCUAAAUUGCACGCUCUUAAUUAACAACUGGAAAUAGCGUAAUUACGAAACAUGUAGAAAGACAAACAAUGAACAUGGAACGAAAGCUUGUCUUAACCAAGGAAGCAUUUCCUAGGUAUGCUUACACGUCAAAAAACGCCGAACAACUUGACAAAAAAGGAACAUGUUUAAGAUCCACUUACCAUUCAGCUACUGACCCACCAUUGGACUUCGGUGAGAUCAGUAUUGCAAUUAAAAGUUUCCAUUUGAAUUCACUUUCGGCAGAUGAAUUACGAUACAAGAAAACUUUAAAAAAAGAAGGCAGGUCGGAAACAGCACAUAACGGAGACGAAACAACCGAAGAAAAACGAAAAGGAUGUAUAAAUCCACAAAUUACAAUUACAACGUACGAUGACGUUCAACAUGGCAGCAUCAGUCCAUUUAAAGACAUUACCGGCGACAUUCUCAUCAUAGUAGAAGACAAUCCGAAGGAAACAGACAAAGCAUUAAACCCCGUCAGAAGAAACUUAGACAAGAGUUUAAUCGUCAAGAGUUGCUCUCGUGAACAAAUUGCAAAGACAAUUUGUACCUCAUUGGAAAUAUUUGUUUUGCGAGUUCUGAAAAGUCGAAUAACUGCAUUAAAGAAUCUUUAUGAUCAGCUUAAGCCGAUCGAAGAUGUUGACACACCAUCUACCACAAGAUCAGGAAAGAAAUUUCGAGAAAUAGAAUAUUUUUCUGAUAGACAGCAGAUCGAAAUGAUCAAGGACACACUUCAUGAAGCCCAUGCUUUGUACAGAAGAAGUGGAAUUUCUCAAGACGAGAGUUCUUUUGGAGAAGCUGAUGUACCCAUUCUCAGUGACAAGCUUGCAAAAUCUCUUUACAUCAUCGACGACAGAAUUUACGGAUGCGGUUUCAGAAACUCAACACUUGAGAUAUUCGUAAACGUGUCGCAAGGUAUUAUGAGUGACAAGGCAUACCAGCAAUUGUGCCUGAAGAUCGGAGCUACUGCGAAGGAGUAUGAUGUUUUCGAAACUGAAAUAAAGGUUGGACGAUAUGAACAGGUCAACUAUUCUUCCUGUCAAGUAGGCACUAGAAUCAAGAGCGACAUGGGGCAGUUUGCGACACUUGGUGGUUUUGCAAGAAAGGAAGGAACAUUGCAUGUCCUACUCGCUAGACACUUUGCCGACCCUGAACAAGUUCGAUCAAUAUAUUACAUUGACGGGGAAGAGGGGAGUACAUUUCUUGCACGCGUGUUGUCUGGUUCACACCGUGGUAUAUAUGAUAUAUCUGUUGGAAAGGUUUCGCCAAAUAUCUCAAAUACAAUGUUUCGGAAUAGCGACGGUCAUCCAAUGAACAGCUCGUUAAUGGACAUGUCAACGGUCAAUCGCAGAGAUUUAUGUGAACGGCAUGUUCAUUUCUGGGCAGAUGAACAACAACCGAGAGUUGGAAAAAUUGUAAUCCCCGACUUCGAUGAAAGGUCGUCAAACACUCGAUAUGUUCUUAUAAAAGAACUACUGGAGUUCAGUGAAGAACACAAUGAGUUAAGACCUCGUAGAUUAUGCAAAAUGGGCCAUAGUGGAGCUAUCUUCUGUUCUGAUGACAUCGACGGGCAGUGUGUACAUGUAUGUACAAUGCUCAUGGGAUCCUUAAAUAGUCGAGACAUGGCGAACAAUCCAAAUGUGCAGGGCGAGUAUACAUCGUUUCCGCUAAACCAAGGAAUUACACAACUUAAUGAAGAGCAUGGCGGAGAUUUUAACAUCUGCUAAAAUAAAGUGAGUUCAAGACAUGAGGCAAACGAUCUCAAGAUUACAAGCAAAUACCUAGUAGGGAAUAACAAUAAGUUCAUUGACACGACUGUGUCUGAGGACAGCGUUUAUCUAUUUGACAAUUGUGUAGAAAGAAAUACAUGUUGACAUAUGUUUUGUAGCGUUUGGUCUCGUUGCGUGGCCGUUGGUCCUUUUAUUGUUUGAUUUAACCAAAAGUUUUAUUUGGUGUACCUUUUUGCUUUAAUUAACGAUCAGUGUUGAAAAAAACCUUUUUGUUUUAAUUGUUAAUCAGUGUUGUAAAUAUAUACCUUUUCAUUUAAUUGUUGAUCAGUGUUGUAAAUAUAUACUUUUUGAUUUAGUUAUUGAUCAGUGUUGUAAAUACAUACCUUUUGAUUUAAUUGUUGAUCAGUGUUGUAAAUAUAUACCUUUUGAUUUAAUUAUUGAUCAGUGUUGUAAAUAUUUACCUUUUGAUUUAAUUGUUGAUCAGUGUUGUAAAUAUAUACCUUUUGAUUUAAUUGUUGAUCAGUGUUGUAAAUAUAUACCUUUUGAUUUAAUUGUUGAUAAGUGUUGUAAAUAUAUACCUUUUGAUUUAAUUGUUGAUCAGUGUUGUCAAUAAAUACCUUUUGAUUUAAUUGUUGAUCAGUGUUGAACAAUACCUUAUUGUUAUAAUUGUUGAUCAGUGAUAAACAAUAUCUUUUGUUUUAAUUGUUGAUCAAUGUUGAAAACAUAAAUGUGUUAAAUGGACAUGACGAAAUACAAAACAGCUUGAAAAAAGUUUUGAAUGCAAUGUUUGCGUACAGUUUGAUAUCAUAUAUUCAAGGAAAAUAAUAGAAACAACAUUUGACUUUAAUUUUAAAGCAAUAUGAUAAAAUUGAUUCUGUAAUAACAUAGGGUCUUAUGCGAAAAAUGCUCUCUGUGAAACGUUAAAGAUAUUCAAACUUAACAUUUUGUAAUUUGAAGUGAAACUUUACCAGGAGCAUCUUUUUUGUAGUAUUGAUUUGAUGGAUUAUCUUAAAUUAUUCAACAUGUGUACCUGUGAAUAUGCCUUUUGUGUGUAUAUUGAUUAUAUCAUUUUAAUA
Molecule: messenger RNA, 2963 nt
Organism: Mya arenaria
Lineage: Eukaryota; Metazoa; Mollusca; Bivalvia; Myida; Myidae
Exons: 4
Coding region: 208-1884 (558 amino acids)
Source: RefSeq, a predicted model, not a curated record